This is a messenger RNA of Aethina tumida (small hive beetle), 1503 nucleotides long. RefSeq names its product protein gooseberry-like (gene Prd). Lineage: Eukaryota; Metazoa; Arthropoda; Insecta; Coleoptera; Nitidulidae. Bases 50 to 1477 code for a protein of 475 amino acids. Gene Ontology annotation, molecular function: RNA polymerase II cis-regulatory region sequence-specific DNA binding; DNA-binding transcription factor activity, RNA polymerase II-specific. Gene Ontology annotation, biological process: anatomical structure development; regulation of transcription by RNA polymerase II. The record is from RefSeq and is a predicted model, not a curated record. The transcript is spliced from 5 exons.
GUGUUCCAUCGGGAGAGUGUUCAUGAACCAGUGAAGUUGCUUGUGUAAGAUGACAGUAACUGGCGGUAACUUUGGAAUCAUGCACAGACCCUGUUUUUCCGGAUACCCGUUCCAAGGUCAGGGCCGCGUCAACCAAUUGGGCGGCGUGUUUAUAAACGGACGUCCGCUUCCGAACCACAUCCGUCUGAAGAUCGUAGAGAUGGCGGCGGCCGGCGUAAGGCCGUGCGUCAUUUCUCGACAGCUCCGGGUGUCUCACGGAUGCGUGAGCAAAAUCCUGAACCGUUAUCAGGAAACCGGAAGCAUCCGACCCGGAGUGAUCGGCGGCUCGAAACCGAGACUGGCGACGCCCGAAGUCGAGACCAGGAUCGAGCACUACAAAAGGGAGAAUCCUUCGAUCUUCAGCUGGGAAAUUAGGGACAGACUGGUGAAGGAAGGAAUCUGCGACAGGAGUUCGGCUCCGAGUGUUUCGGCCAUCAGCAGACUGUUGAGAGGAAAAGGCGCAGAUUGCGACGACAAAUCGACGGACAACGAGGGAGGUUCAGACUGCGAAAGCGAACCGGGAAUUCCUCUGAAACGCAAACAGCGUCGUUCUCGCACCACCUUCACCGCCUACCAACUGGACGAACUGGAGAAGGCGUUCGAACGCACCCAAUACCCAGACAUCUACACCAGGGAAGAGCUGGCGCAACGCACCAAACUGACCGAAGCCAGGAUCCAAGUGUGGUUCUCGAACCGAAGAGCCAGACUCAGGAAACAAUUGGCCUCCACUUCGUCCAGCUAUCCUUCUUUGGGAGCCAUCGGAUAUUCCUCCACCGCGACCACUCCGUACGGCUCUAUCGGAGACUCCGGAUUCACCAGCACUUCUGCACCUAGUCAAAUGCCAGAUUUAUACCCGUCUCACCACUCCACCUCUCCAAACGUUCCCAUUUCCGACGUAAAGUGGGAACACAACAUCGCAAACAACCACCCGUACCCAACUCACUCCCUUUACCAACCCAACUUGCCGAUGCCAAUUCCUCAAAGCAACAUCCCUUCGACGAGUGCCCUUCAGCAACACGCCACCUCGUCCAGCCCCAACGAAAUCCACAACCUGUCCGAAUACAACAAAGAAAGUCAAGAGAGCAGUCUGCAAAACAGCCAAGACAAUCACAGUCCGGUCAGUCACCAAACCGGAAGCGGAUACGUCCCGAACAUGCCUCCGACUCCGACGAGCAUCGUCACCAUGUUGGGCCCAAACAGUGGCAACAGCAACAGCAACGAAGCUCACUGUCCCAACGACAUUCAUCAAAUGUCCAACAGCUGGAACUUGUCCCCGAACAACAACAUGAGAAACACGAGUCCCAAUCCGCAAAGUUUCACCCAAAACCCGAUAAGUUUCGGUCAAAACUUGCAGCACCCCGGUUUGCACAGUUAUCCACCGCCGAAUCACGCUCCGAAAACGUUCGGGCACCAACCCCCCUUUUACGGCUGGUAUUGACCUUAAUUAAUCCAACUACGCACGCA